This is a messenger RNA of Pneumocystis murina B123, 819 nucleotides long. RefSeq lists its product as hypothetical. The record is from RefSeq and is a predicted model, not a curated record. Lineage: Eukaryota; Fungi; Ascomycota; Pneumocystomycetes; Pneumocystales; Pneumocystaceae. Bases 1 to 819 code for a protein of 272 amino acids. Gene Ontology annotation, biological process: regulation of DNA-templated transcription. The transcript has 5 exons. Gene Ontology annotation, cellular component: nucleus; CCAAT-binding factor complex. Gene Ontology annotation, molecular function: DNA-binding transcription activator activity, RNA polymerase II-specific; protein heterodimerization activity.
AUGGCCUCAAAGGAACAUACUUGUGAAAAUAAUAAAAAAACCCGAUCAAAAAAUACUGAUUUUAUUAAAAAAUAUAAUCCAAACAUAUCAUUUUGUGAUACUUCUCCCAUAACUAAGUCAGAUCCAUUCUCAAACGUAUACAAAGGUCUUACAGGUCAUUAUAAGAACAUACUUAUUAAUUACUGGCAAAAUGCAAUAAAAGAAAUAGAAAACAAAGAUUAUGACUUUAAAGUCCAUCCAUUGCCUUUAGCAAGAAUAAAAAAAGUAAUGAAGAUAGACGAAAAUGUUAAAAUGAUAUCUACGGAAGUACCUAUUUUAUUUGCAAAAGGAUGUGAUAUUUUUAUUAAAGAGCUUACAUUACGUGCAUGGAUUCAUGCAAAAGAAAAUAAAAGACGAAUAUUACAAAAAUCAGAUAUUGCAAAUGCAAUAUCAAAGUCAGAUAUGUUUGAUUUUUUGCUAGAUAUUGUUUCAAAGGAAGAUGAUGAAAGUUUGAAAAAUGAAAAGGCUUAUAUGACAAAUAUUUCUAAAUUAAACUUUAUUUCAAAAAUUCAAAAUCCAUUUAUUAAUAAUACAGAUGAUAACUUUUCUAAAACAUACGUAACUGACCAAAUAUCAAGCAAUAAUUCGAAUAUAAAAAAUGAAAGGAAUAAAUUGGAGAAUCAAUCUCAUAUUUCAAACCAAGAAAUUUAUACAAAUCAUAUUUAUGAUACCCAAUUAUUAUAUAACACGAUGGAUUCAUCCAAAAAUAAGAUAAAUGAUCAGAGACCAGUAAAUAUAAUACAAGAGUAUAAAUCUACAUUUAAUAUUAAUGCAAAUUAA